Molecule: messenger RNA, 1488 nt
Organism: Polychytrium aggregatum
Lineage: Eukaryota; Fungi; Chytridiomycota; Chytridiomycetes; Polychytriales
Product: aspartic peptidase domain-containing protein
Exons: 11
Coding region: 68-1240 (390 amino acids)
Biological process (GO): proteolysis
Molecular function (GO): aspartic-type endopeptidase activity
Source: RefSeq, a predicted model, not a curated record
GGCUGCGACGUCCUGCUGCUCCCGCCGGUUCCUCUGACUUGCCGCCGCCGCUGCCCAGUUUACCACCAUGCGAAUCCUCUCUGCCUUUGUCCUGGCAUGUGCUGCCGUCGCCCAGCUCGCCGAUGCUGCGACUUCCAUCAAGCUGAAGCGUCAGGCUCUUACUCAAAACGACCUCGUCCAUCAUGCUGAGGCUUAUGCGCAGGCACUCAAGCAGAAGGUGAUGUACAACUACCACAUCGAGAAUGCCGAGCACGGUGUCCCUCUGACCAACUUUAUGAACGCCCAGUACUUUGGAGAGAUCGGCAUCGGCACGCCGCCCCAGACCUUCACCGUCGUCUUUGAUACGGGCUCCUCGAACCUGUGGGUUCCGUCGACCCGCUGCUCGUCCAUUGCCUGCUGGCUCCACCGCCGGUACGAUGCCUCCAAGUCGCAGAGCUACAAGGCCAAUGGCACCGAGUUUGCCAUCCAGUACGGCACCGGUGCUCUUGAGGGCAUCAUUAGCCAUGAUAUCCUCACCCUUGGUGAUCUCCAGAUCCCGCAGGACUUUGGAGAGUCUGUCAAGGAGCCCGGCAUCACCUUUGCUGUUGGCCGUUUCGACGGUAUCCUUGGUCUUGGAUACGACAACAUUGCUGUCAAGCGUGUCGUUCCCCCAUUCUACAACCUCGUUAAUGCGCAUCUCCUGGACACUCCUAUCUUUGGUGUCUACAUGAGCAACAACCAGGGUGACGAUGGUGGCGAGAUUGUCUUUGGUGCCGUCAACCACGAUCAUUACCAAGGAGCCAUCACAUGGGCUCCCAUCGUCCGUAAGGGCUACUGGGAGGUCGCUCUUCAGGGCGUUGAAAUCAACGGUGCUCGCAUCGAUGUUGUUGCCAAGAGCGCUGCCAUCGAUACCGGAACGUCCUUGAUCGGCGUCCCCACCAAGGAUGCCGAGGCCAUCAACUCCAAGAUCGGAGCCACCAAGGGCCAAGGAGGCCAGUACACCGUCGACUGCAGUACUGUUUCGAAGCUGCCUCCGAUCACGUUCACCUUCGGAGGCAAGAAGUUCACUCUCAAAGGCGAAGACUACGUUCUCCGUGCCAGCGGUCUUGGUGGAGGCGAGACCUGUAUCUCGGGAUUCAUCGGCAUCGAUAUCCCCGCUCCCGCUGGUCCUCUCUGGAUCGUCGGCGAUGUUUUCCUCCGUGUCUUCUACACUAUCUACGAUCUCGGCAACAACCGAGUCGGCUUCGCUCAAGCUGUCUGAUCGCACAUCAGAUACGUCCUCAGUCUUGCGGCCUGUCGGGAUUGGCGCGGCUCCCGCUUUAUUCUUGUCUCGGACGCCGCCGCCCCUGGCUAUCGGCUUUUCAUAACUGCUACGAAGUAGCACCUGUCGAGAGGACCGACAGGACAGGCCUCGCCUAUUUCAAUGGAUCUCUCUCUUUUUGUUGUAAUAUCACAAAUAUAGCGUGUUCUGAUCAGACCCAUGGUCUGUUCGGCAGUGUCCAAGAACAG